Molecule: messenger RNA, 677 nt
Organism: Moneuplotes crassus
Lineage: Eukaryota; Ciliophora; Spirotrichea; Euplotida; Euplotidae
Source: the annotation of a GenBank genome assembly
AUCAAUCGAAUGGAUAAAAUCUUUCAAAGUUUUCAACAAGGAUUAUUGCCAGAAGAAAGCAUAAGCGAGCAAACUGAAGAAGAAAAGCAAGUUACUAGUAUUCCAGAUACCAAAGAUCAGAACUUAAGCCCAAGGAUUUCAGAAAACAACAUUCGAGUGUUUUUAAAUCUCAAGCGCAAUGUGGAAAAACCAGAGAGGACUAAAGAUAAAAUAAUUACAAAAUAAGUUAGCCAACAGUUCAGUUUUAAAUGGAGCAACUAUUGAAGAGGAAAAUAUCAAGAAUGUUACAAAAAUUCCCUAUUUUCAAAUGAAACUAGGUAUUUUAGAAUCACAUGCAAACAGUACCUUUAUAUAGCUGGAGUUCUAAAUUCUGGAACAGUGAAUGAAUACUCUUCAGGAGCAAGAAAUUCAAGAAUCAAUAAAAAGCCAUUAUCAAAGAACAGAAACUCCAAACUUUUGCAAGCAAAAAUGUUUUUUCCAAAUAAAUGCCCUAUUAUUAAAACUUCUAAGCGAAGUGGAAUGAAAGUAAUGUCUGGUUUAUAUCAAUAAAUUACAAUUCCACUUUAAUUUAAGGCAUAAAGAUGGGAUAAAUUCUUCUUCAAUUAUGGGCCAAGUGUAGAACUUACAAAUGCAAAUCAUCCAAGUUAAUUAUGUAAAGAGCUUUAUUAACUCCCUUG